Thelazia callipaeda (thelaziosis nematode) is the source of this 1293-nucleotide messenger RNA. The record is from the annotation of a GenBank genome assembly. NCBI's taxonomy places the organism in Eukaryota, Metazoa, Nematoda, Chromadorea, Rhabditida, Thelaziidae.
AUGAGACCAGAUUUUUGUUUAUUUUUAUCUUAUACCGUUAUUCUAUGUAAUCCACUGUUGCCUGAUAAGCCAGCGAUUUCAGUUUUCAAUAGUUCUGUGAAUAAAGCGGUUUUUUCUACCUUCACGUCUUUUCAUUAUAAAACUGCUAAUGUUACUGUUACACCACCACCAUACAGAAUUCUCGGCAGUGCUGUUAGCGCUCCGAAUGCUGUUCGUGAAAUUGAAAAGGAAGUUAUUUCUACAUUGGAUAAGGAUAUAAUAAAAUACAGUAGUGACAAUAAGCAUGAAAUGGACACGCAUUAUGUGCAUGAAGAGACGAAAGAACGAGCAUCUUUUAACCAUGAUAGAAGUAUUCGAAAUGGUCAAAUUACUAUCAAAGCAAGUGAUAUAAAUUUUAAGAUAUCUACAAAUAACAAUCAAACAAAUAAUAGCAUUUCAACUCCUAUAAAUUCGAGUGCUACACAGAGGUAUACUGAUGCUAAUGUAAUUUUCAAAAGUAUUAAUAAUUUACAUGGAAAAGAAGUUGACUUGGAUUUAGAAGUUACGGUUCUUGUAUUGGAAAUUUUCAAUGCUGUAGCGCCGUUUUUAUCACUACUAUCGAUUGAAGCAAAUAUAACAGAUUAUAAAACGCCAUCAAGUAAUUCUUCGAUUAUUGAAAGAAGUAACAAACAAUCACCUUAUGAAGAGAGUAAGCAUAAGGAAAAGAAUUGGAACUCAAAGAUGUUUCGAAGUAAUAGUGAACGAAUAGAAAUAAGUAGUGUGGAAGAAAAAAGUGGUAAUAAGAGGAAGCAUAAUGCUGGAAGUACUGAAGUUACUCAAGACUACAUAUUUAUAAAAGGUGAACAAAAUAUUGAAAGAUUUAAGAUUAAUUCAAAAUUCAGUCCUCAAGUAAUUUCUAGCUCAAAACUUGCUAAAAAUGAUUUGAAAGAGCAGCAAAUGGACAAUCAUUAUGAUUGUGACGUUAAUCAUUUGCGUACUUUAAAAGGGGAUUUUGAAAAGAAAAAAUUAUCUUGUGGAUUAAAUAAUCAAACAAAGAGUCUCAAGUUACCAAGUCCUGAAAUGCAUACAACAGAUGACGAUGAUGAGCAGCAUAAUAUAAGAAGAACAUCUCAGCCAGUAAUGCAUUUUGAGAGGACUCUGUGGGAAAAACUUAUUGCGGGUCUUAAAUGCUCUCAAAGGGAUUGUCGAGAUGCGCUAAGACCUACGGAAAACAUUCGCAAGUAUUUGAUCGAACCAUCGAUCAGUCGUGCUAGAAAACAUGGCUAUGGUAGACGUUCUCACUUACAAUCUUAA